CACACAGAGACACACACACACACACACACACACAUUAACCUCCCCUCUCUCUCCCCCCCUCCAGGUGUCGCCCUCCAGUAAAAGGCGGAGUCAGACCCUCCAGCCAAUCAUUGAAGGUGAAACCGCUCACUUCUGGGAGGAGAUCAAAGAGGAGGACGAGGACGAGGGGAAAGAAAAAGAAGGAGGAGGAGGAGGAGGAGGAGGAGACCAACAGGAGAGGAAGGAGGAGAGGGAGGAGGAGGAAGACGAGGAGGAGGAGGAAGAAGAGGAGGGAGAGAGCAGCGGCGGGGAGAUGCAGAGCUCCGAGGUCAUCAUGGCCGUCGACAUCGUGACCCCGACUGACGGGUCGAUGAGGAGCCAGAACCAAUCAGACAGAGCCAAGAUGGAGGAGGGGUCCGGGAGGCUGGCACUGGACCUGCGGCUGUCCAGCUCCAACGCCUCGUCCAUGCCAGAGCCUGAACAGCUGUGGAAGGCCAGAGCAGAGAAGAAGAAGCUGAGGAAGACCAUCCGAGAGUUUGAGGAAGAUUUUUACCAGCGAAACGGAAGGAAUGUCCAGAAGGAGGACCGGGUCCCGAAGCUGGAGGAGUACAGAGAGUACAAGAGGAUCAAGGCCAAACUCCGCCUCCUGGAGGUUCUGAUCAGCAAACAGGAUUCCUCCAAAUCCAUCUAGACCCCCCCCCCCCCCCCCCCCUCAGAGACCGACCGUCACUGCCGCGAGGACCCGCCCUCUUCAGUCCGUCAGACGUCACAUCACAAACCACGGGGCGCUCAGCAUCCCUCGACGUCUCAUCAAGACGAGCGGAGGACGCCCACUCGGACUUCAACACGUGCUGCAUUCAUGUCGGGGAGGAAACAGUCUUUGACCUCGACCUGCAGUUUGACUUUGAUUCAUGACUCAGACGUUCUUUCUGACCAGGAGAAGACGAAGCAACGAGUGAGUCAGUAAAAAAACAAACAGCUCUACGUCGUCGUCUCACGACAUCAAGUACAGACGACCUUUGAUUUUAAUCAUCGCUCUAAUUUGAUAAAUUAUGUGAUCAGACAUGUCAAAGAAAUGUUUGAGCUGCUUUUGGACGGAUCGGGCCGCUCUUUAAAAAGUGAUAAGCGUUAGACGUGCAUUUUUACAACUUUUUCCCCGUGUCAUGAAUGCAGCACCAACACCAGUUCACCUUCUAGAAUCACGCCUGUCUGCCACAGCUGCUCACCGCUGCCUCGUCUGACUUCAUUUAAAAAAGAAAACACAUGAAGAAGAAAAGGAAUCAUCGUCUUCACCUGAACUGUGUUUGUGUUCAUCGCCGCCGUCGUGGUCGGACACUCCGCUCACGACUCGUCGACUUCUGAGAAGAAAACGACCAAACUUUCAGAAACUUUUCUUUUGUUGUUGUUCUGUUUUUAUUUUUUCUUUCACUCUGAGGAAUUUCAUUGGACAGCUCGAGGACUGGCAUUUCAGACACUCUUCAAGACUUUUCUUUUUCUUCUAGUUUGGCGUCCACGUCCGCCUCACUCAAGGGAGUCGACAUUUCUUAAAGUGACGUCUUCGGUGCGAGGCGACUCGUCCCGGAUGUUUUCACCUUCUGACUGAUUUUAAAAACUCAUUCACCUUUUUUCAAAAACAAGUUCAUGUGGUUAUUGUUCAGGUGUACACACACACACA
Molecule: messenger RNA, 1654 nt
Organism: Labrus bergylta (ballan wrasse)
Lineage: Eukaryota; Metazoa; Chordata; Actinopteri; Labriformes; Labridae
Source: RefSeq, a predicted model, not a curated record